AGUAGUGUGCGGGACGUCAAAGGGAGAGGUCACGUUGCUCCCGCUCCCGCCUUGCCCCUAGUGCCUGUGACCCUGCUUAGUAUUGCGUGACCUGACCUGGUAGGCUGGCUGGCCCCUGAUUGGCCCUGAAGGAGGUGACGAGGGGCAGGGGGCGCGUGGCCAGCCUGGAAAUUCUCCUCAGUAGAAGAAUUUUUAUCCUCCUCCUCCUCCUCCUCCUCCUCUUCCUCUUUUUCCUCCUCCUCCUCUUCUUCCUCUUCUUCCUCUUCUUCUUCCUCCUGUUCUUCCUCGCCCUCUGCGUUGGUCAUCCUAAAACUAAGGUACAGAUUAAGGAAGGCAGUUGAAACAGGAUGUGCCCCUGACGAUGGUGACGCGGCCCAGCAUGGCAGAGGCUCGCCCGGACACACCCAAGAAAUAUACGUGCGCUUGUGGUCUUGCGCAGGAAGAGAAAAAGAGCAAAUUUUUAGGGAGGUGUCGGAAUUGUCACACAAGAGCGAAGUACUUGCGAGGCCAGAGCAGUUUUGACGCGGGGCUCCUCUCCCGAGGCUGGAGCGGCACUGGAGGGGGGCUGGGCAGUUCUGGUAGCUCUCCUUACAGCAGUACAGUAGGGAGCGCCAAUAAUAGUGAUGAUGGAGGAGGAGGAGGGGGUGGGGGUAGUACUGGGGCUGGUACGACUACUAUAACCACCACUACGACUACUACUACCACUACUACGGCGUCUGGGGGUGGUGAUAGUGGUGGUGGUGGCGUGAGAGUCCAGCCAAGACGGCGUUCACGAAGCAUGGACAGAUAUGAUGCUUACAGAAUAAUAGACCCGCCGCCGUACAGCAGGGUGGCGGAGGCUGCGGGCGCGGGUGGGCGUGGCGGGCGCGGGCGUGGCGGUGCGGGCGUGGUGCGGCGGGCGGAAAGCGAGGACUCAGCCCGCACGCCGCGCGCCUCCAAGAUACAGACGCCGCCGCCCCCCUACGAGGUGGCGCAGAGUGAGACUUACUACCAGUUCCCGCCGACCUACGAGGAAGCGCUGGCCAACUCACUCUCCCGCAUGAGGGUCGCCGCCCCCGCCCCCCCAACAGCCAGCCAGGCCGCCCCCGCCCCUGCCAUCACCCCCCCGCGGGGCCCCAUCCUGCCCCCCAGCGUCACCUCCACGGCGGCACUCUUGCCUGUCGGAGUGCUGACGAGCCGGCCGUCGCGCGUGUUGGAGGAGCAGGCGGCGGUGUUGGAGGCGCAGAGGGAGGCACAGAGAGAGGCACAGAGGCAGGCGAGACGGGAGGCACAGCUGGAGCAGGAGAGGGACAUGGAACGCCAGAGAAUCCGUGAACUACAGCUGGCACAGUACUGCGGGUGUGCCAAGUGCCAGAGCCUCUACUAUAGCUACUACUAUGAAGACUCAAUGAAUGAUGGAGGCACCUUCCCCAUGGAGACACAAGUGCUUAUGCAAGAGGUGCUGACGGACGGCCUCGCGUUCUGCACCCUCAUGUAGCGACGUCGAGUGGUUGAGGAGUGCAGGGGCGUGUUCGUCAAGGGAGGCACGGACAGGUGGAGGUGAAGUGAUGUUAGCGGAAGGGAAAAAAUGUGCUUUGAGAAGGAAGGUGAGGAAAAGCUUGCCUCAUUUGUAAGGAAAAUUGAGGAAUGUAGCAGAAAAAUGUGAUGAGAAGGAUUGUAUUGGAAAAUUUUUGCGUGUCUGGGGAAAAUAGAGGAAUGUAGAAGGAGAAAUGUGUUUUAAGAAGGAAGAUAAGGGGAAACUUGUCGUGUUUGUAAGGAAAGUGAAGGAAUGUAGAGGAUAAAUGUGUCUAAAGGAUAGUCAGGGAAAAAUUUUCUCGUUUGUAUGGAAAAAUGAAGGAAAUUUUGCGUCUCAGGAAAAAUAAAGGAAUACAGAGGAAAACUGUCUUGUUUGUGUGGAAAAUAAAGGAAAAUUUGUCUCGUUUGUAUGGAAAAUGAAGGAAAAUAUAAGAAAAUGUGAGAAGAAGGAAAACAAGGGAAAAUUUACUGUUUGCAUAGAAAAUGAACGAAAUUUUGUGCUUCUCAGGAAAUAAAGAGAAAACCAAGGAAUAUAAAAUGAAUCACAAAGGAAUAUAAAGGAAAAAUUUUAUUAGGAAAAAUUGAAGAAAAAAUAGCAUAGUUAAUGGAAUCACAUAUACAAAGGAAUCACAAAGGAAUAUAAAAAAAAACAAAGGAAUCAUCUUAUGAAUGGGGGAAAAAGGAAAAUUGUGUUAUUGGUAAAGGAAUCAAGUUUAAUCAAAGAAAUAUAAAGGAAUCACAAAGGAACACAGAAAAAUUGCUAAUAGUGAAGGAAUCGAGUUUAAUCAAAGGAAUAUAAAGGAGUCACAAAGGAACUUAAAGGAAAAUUGUGUUAAAAGUGAAAGAAUCGAGUUUAAUCAAAGGAAUAUAAAGGAAUCUUAAAGGAAAAAAUCGUGUUAAAAGUAAUAGAAUUGAGUUUAAUCAAAGGAAUCACAAAGGAACAUAAAGGAACAUUGUUAAAAGUAAAGGAAUCAAGUUUAAUUAAAGGAAUGUAAAGGAAUCACAAAGGAACAUAAAGGAAAAAUCGUGUUAAAAGUAAUAUAAUCGAGUUUAAUCAAAGGAACCACAAAGGAACAUAAAGGAACAUUGUUAAAAGUAAAGGAAUCGAGUUUAAUUAAAGGAACAUCAAGAAAAUUGUUAAAAGUAAAGGAGUCAAGUUUAAUUAAAGGAAUAUAAGGGAACAGAAAAACUGUGUUAAAUAGUAAAGGAAUGAAGUUUAAUUAAAGGAAUAUAAAAGGGGAACAUUUCAUUGGUGAAGGAAUCGAGUUUUUAUCAGUAAGAAAACCAAGAAUAAGUUAUAUCAAAUGAAAAAAAAAAUAAUAAUAAUAUAAAGGAAGAACAAAGGAACAUAGAGUGAAACGUGUCAUUAAAAUAGUGUCCCUCCUACAUUUAAAAAAAAAAAAACGAAAAAAAAGAAAAGGAAAACUGCAAUUAUUUAGAAAACAAAUAAAAAGGCAUAAUUUAUAAAGGAAGUAAAGGAUUAUAAAUGAAAAAUAAUAUGACCUUAAUGAGAAUGAAUAUAAAGCACACCAGCAAAAGUAAAGAAGUAAACAAAGGAAUAAGGGAUAAGAAAUAUAAAAGAUAAACAGGGAAAUAUAAUAGAAUCAAAGGAAUAGAGGAAAAUAACAAAGGAAUAUAAGGAAUAAAUAAAAAUCCCUGUACUGCCAUCACUAACGAACAAAAACAAGUAACAAAUUAAUAUAAAGGACUAACGGAAGAAUGUGGAGGAGAAACAGCAGCAAUAAAGGAAGAACAAAGGAAGAUAAUAGAGAAUAGAAAUACAGAAAGAGAGAAAUGAAGGAAUGCAAAGGAAUAUAAAGGAAACAAAGGAAUGAAAGAAACACAAAGGAAGAACAAACAAGCAAAAACUACUACUACUACUACUACUACUACUACUACUACUACUACUACUACUACUACUACUACCAAUUUAGAGAUUUAAGAGUGUUUAUUGGUGUGAAUGAAAAGUUGUGAUGCAGAAUGAAUAAGAGAAGUGUCCUAAACAUUCUGGGAAGAGGACAAAAGUAAAUGAAGAGAGAAAAUAAGAAAGAGAAAAUGAAUGAAUGAGAAGGCUUGUAAAUAUUUUGUGAUAGAAGAGACUGAAUAAAAAAAAAUGAGAUGCAAUGAAGGUUUGUAAAGUGUUCUGGAAGAUUAGAAAGAAAAAAGUAAAAGAAAACUCAGUAAAUUUUGAUGUUUUGUGAGAAUAGAAAAGAUUGGAGGGAAAUAAAUAAAAGUUUUGUAUUUUUGGGGGGGAGAUAAGAAGUAAAUUAAAUAAAAAAAAAAGAUACCUGGGAAUGAAUGAAUGUUUGUGCAGAAAACAUUCGGUCAUAUAGAAAUAGAUAAAAAAAAAAAUUGAAACCUUGUUGAUAGAAGGAAAAAAAUUUUGAAAGUAAAAGAAAAAAAAAGAAAAAAAUAAAUAAAAUGUUAAUGAAUUUUUGUGAAUUGCUUGCACUAGGGAAAUAAAAGCAAAUACAAAAGAUAUAAACUAAAUUAAUUAUAUUGGAAGAACAGUAACAAAUAAUAUGAAAAUUGCAAUUAAUUUUUCCUCGGUACUUUCAUGGACAAAACAAAAACCAUGACAAACAUUAACAUUAUUUUUUUUUUUUUUGUCUGAAGGAAAUUGAAAGGUAAAAUAAAUAAAUAAAUAAAAGUGAGAGGGGAAAAGAGUAUUGCACUUUUGUUUGUAAGUAUUUUUGAAUGUUGAAGUGACACCAAAGAUAUGAACUUCAAACUUUAGGAAAUACUUGUGAAAGCGCCGCUGGAAGAAAGAGAGAAAGAGAGAGAGAGAGAGGAUGUGUUUUUGACGGUGAAAGAAGAGAUAACAAUUUUUUUUGCAAUUGAUUGUGAAAAAGAAGAUAUAAUAAACUUUUUCGCCAGUGAAAGAAACAAAAGAUUAGAUUUUUUUUUUGCCGGUGAAAGUGAAAAAUUGCACGAACUUUUUGAAGGUGAAAGAAAGAAAAUAUAUUAACAAACAUUCCUUCUUAAUGGUGAAAGAAAAUAUAUAAUAGAUUUUAUAUAACGUUUUUGAAGUGCGACCAUGGAGGAAAAAAAAAAAAAAAACAACAACGAAAAAAAAGGGUAUUUGAAAAUUAUGUACGUAUUGCAAAAUGUCUCGGCCUGCGGGAACAUUUGUGUGUUUGACUCAAAAAGGAAAAGAAAAAAAAUAACAUCGAAUAAUAUACGUAUUUUCAGUGUGUUUUUUGAAUCUUAAAAUUGAGCAAAUACAAAUGAAAGAAGAAAAAAGUCCACAGAAAUUUACGGAAGCAUUUACCAUCAUUCAUUUGACUCGCAGACAUUUAGCAUUGAAUGUUUCCAAAUAUUUCUGAGUCAAAAGUGUUACAAGGAAGGAAACACAUCAGAAACUGUACAUAUUUCAUGUCUACAAGUUUACACCAACCGUUACCAACACUCCCCUCACUUGUAAACAUUUCAUACCCAACUUGUAUUAUUGUUUCUGGGGAUAAAAGCUAGAAAAAAAAUGCAUUAGGAACUGUAUAUAUUUAUCUUCGUGAAAACACACAUGCACAAACAUUUACGAGCAUUCUCUUCACUUGUAAACACUUAACAUUGAACUUCUAAAUGUUUCUUAAUAUAAAAGUUUUGAAAGAUGCAUCAGAAAUCUAUGUAUUUAACUAUGAAGGCAUACACAAACAGUUACUGACGCUGCUCACUUGCAAACAUUUAAUAUUGAACUUAUAAAUGUUUCUGAGGCUCAACCUUUGGAUAAAACCACCAGAUAUUGUACAUAUUUACCUCUCAAAGUUUAAAGGAACAUUUAUUCACAUUUUACUAAUAAACUUUCUUGUAAGAGACUGAUAUGAAUUUAUUUAUUUAUUUAUUUGUUUAUUUUUUUUUUAGUGUGUUUGAACCUCCAGCUUGAAAUUGUGGAAAUAGCAAGAUGUGUCGCAGAAAAUAAUGUAACACUGGAAUUGCUGAAGUGGAAAGAGAGAUGUGUUUACUUCAGGUUGUCUCGGAAAAUAAUGAGGUAAUGUUUAUUUAUCCACAAAUUGCAAGCGAACGUUUAAUCUAAAAUCGGAAAUGUUGGACUUUUCUUUUGACAUAAAUGGUGUUUGGGCUGAAAAAGAAAGUUGAAUUUGAAUAAACCAGCGUGUGAAGGAACAGCUGCACCAGUUUGAGUGACUCGGAAAACAUUAAAAAGAAAUGUGUUUGUACCUUGAAAAUUGAGGAAAAAAAUAAAUAAAAUAAAUAAAAUAAAUAAAUAAAAAAAACAAGAUAUAAUUAUAUACCCUUCUGGGAAAAAAAAAAAAAAAUGUACAAUGGUUCCCACACUGAACUCGAAAACAUGUGACAUUGAGGUUUUCUAAAUGUGUCUGCACCUUCAAGAUUGAAAAAAAAAAAAAAAUAAUAAUAAUAAUGAAAACGAAAAGUGUGCGCAUUUGACACACUCAAGAAUUAAAAAUAAAAAAUAAAAAAAGUAAAAAUAGAAAAAACAUCAAAAGGAACCAUUCCCCAUAUUGAACUUAAUCGAAUACAUUUGCUAUUGACCUUUCCUGAACGUCUGUAAAGGUUAACGUAAACAGAAAACAAAACAGAAAAAGUUGUAAAUAUUUCACAUCCUCGAGAAAAAAGAUACAUAUGGAAUAUUUACCCACACUGAACUUAGAAAACUAUUAAAUACGAACUUUCCUAAUUGCGUUUGUACCUCGUAAGUUUGAAAAAAAAAAUGGUUGUAAAUAUUUCACAGCGUCAAGAAAAUAAUAAACCUAACGCGCAUUGUAAACAUUCACCCACAUUGAACUUGAAAAAACUUAAAUAUAAACUUCAUGAACGUUUGUAAAGGCUGAAGUGGAAAGUUGUAAAUAUUUCACAGCCUCUGGGAAGGAAAAUAAGAUAAAUAAAUAAAUAAACAAUUAUAUACGGUAUAAUAUUCACUGGGACAUGUAUUCACCUUGAACUUACAACACUAUUUUGAUCUUCCCUAGAUACAUUCAUGCCUCGACAUUUGAGAGAAAAAAAAAAGAAAAUUAAUUGUAAAUAUUUCACAGCCUCGGGAGAAAAAAUGUAAGGAAAAACUCUAUAUAAGCACGUUUCCCUCAACACUGAACUUACAAAACUACAAUGAACGUUUUUAAAUGUGUGUGUGAAGACUGAGGUUAAGAACAGAACUUGAAUUAUCACAUGUAAAUACUCCCGUGAACUUUAAUGAAUGCGUGAAGCUUCAACUUAAAAAAAAGAAGAAGAAGAAGAAGAAGAGCAGUGAUAAGAUGUAAAUAUUUCCACGUGUUUUUGAAAGUCUCCGGCAACACACCGCCACGCUUCACUUACUGUUCCUCUUCGUGUUGAAUGUCUGUCUGUCCUCCAUGCAACGUGUCCACGGCACUCCAUACCCACGCCACUGCACCCACACCCACCUCAAGGCAUUCAAACCCAUAUGAAGGCAUUUAAACCUACCACAAAACAUUUAAACUUGUCUGAAAGCAUUUAAACCGAUAACAGAGGCAUUUAGAUUUUUUCAAGGCAUUUUUUUUUUCAUCAAAGAGGCAUUUAACCCUGUCUGAAGGCAUUUAAACUUGUCUGAAAGCAUUUAAACUUACCACAAAGCAUUUAAACUUACCACAAAGCAUUUAAACUCAUAAAAGAGGCAUUUAAUUUUUUUUUUCAAGGCAUUUUUUCCUGUCAGACAUUUAACCUUAUCUGAAGGAUUUUAAACUUAUCUAAAGGCAUUUAAACUUAUCUGAAGGCAUUUAAACUUAUCUGAAGGCAUUUAAACGUAUCUGAAGGCAUUUAAACUUGUGUGAAUCUGUAAUAGGGACAUUUUAAUCUCUGAAGGCAUUUAAACUUAAGCAAUUAAAUAUGUCUAAAAGCAUUUAAACUUACAUGAAGGCAUUUAAACCUGUCACAAAAGCAUUUCAAUCUAAAAGAGUGUUUAUACUAAUUCGAAUUGGAUUUUAAUAUGAUUGGAAUGCACUGAAAACCUAAAAAAAUCAAGAGUUUCUUUUUGCUGGGUCAGUCAGUGAGUCAGUGAGUCAGUCAGUCAGUCAGUCAGUCAGUCAGUCAGCUGUGUGUCGUAAUGAUCAGCUUCAUUCCUUACCAUCCAUUCAGUUAGUGAGUCAGUAAAGAGGUGGAGUGGCUAACUGGCAUGUUUUUCCUCACAAUCAGUCAAGAUGUCAGCCAGUCAGUCAGUCAGUCAGUCAGUCAGUCAGUCAGUCAGUUAGUUAGCUAGUUAGUCAAGCAUAACUGUCUGGUCUGACUUGUAUCGGCCAGUCAGUCAGCUAGUCAGUCAGUCAGUCAGUCAGUCAGUCAGUCAGUCAGUCAGUCAGUCAGCCAGCCAGUCAGUCAGUCAGUCAGUCAGUCAGUCAGCCAGUCAGUCAGUCAGUCAGCCAGCCAGCCAGUCAGUCAGUCAGUCAGCCAGUCAGUCAGUCAGUUAGUUAGUCAAGCAUAACUGGUCUGAUUUGUAUCUCAGUCAGUCAGUCAGUCAGUCAGCCAGCCAGUCAGUCAGUCAGUCAGUCAGUCAGUCAGUCAGUCAGUCAGCCAGUCAGUCAGUCAGUCAGUCAGUCAGCCAGCCAGCCAGUUAGUCAGUCAGUCAGUCAGUCAGUCAGUCAGUCAGUCAGUCAGUCAAGCAUAACUGGUCUGAUUUGUAUCUCGGCCAGUCAGUCAGCCAGUCAGUCAGUCAAGGAUUGUGAUAACUGAGACUCAAUUUUUCUCAAUCAGCCAGUCAGUCAGCCAGUCAGCCAGUCAGUUAGUCAAUCAUAAGUAGUGAUUCCUGACUGACAUUUUUCUCGCCCAAGUAGCCAGCCAGCCAGCCAGCCAGCCAACCAGUCAGUCAGUCAGUCAGGUGGAGUGGCAAGCUGGCUUCUGCUCUGACCCCUCCCUCUCCCUCCCCCUUACGCCCUUCAAAGAUAACACUGCCCUAUCUCACUACUCUAAUAUAAAACUGUAUAGGCCAUUGUGAAAAAGAAGCAGAAAAUACACAAAUAACGAAGGAAAAUGAUGAGGAAGAGAAUAGACUAGAACAAAAUAGCAUUAAAGGAGAGAAAUAGAUGUUUGUAUGCGUGUGUAUGUAUGUAUGUACGUGUGUAUGUAUGUGUGUAUGUAUGUAUGCAACGUUUUUGAUUUUUGCAUCCAAUUUUCUAUGAGACUCGUGUGUAUACGUACAUAGAUUAAAACGGUCAUGUGUACGUAUUAAACACACAUGCACAUGGUUUAUCUCUUGUUCGUAAGUCGGAGGAUGUACACGCACAUACGAACAAACUUAAUAAUGCACUGAAAAAAAAAACAAAUAAAAAAAAAACAGGAAUAUUUCAGUUAUUAGCAAGUCGCAGUAUAGUUUAGUUCCCCCUGUUAUUCCAGCAGUCCCCCCCCCCUCCACCAGUACUCCGUUUUCUAUCAGUGUUCGCUAAUUAAUGGUAAGGGGGUGUUGUCUGUGGCGUUUAUACUGUUACUAAUACUAUUACUACUUCACCUGCUGUAGUUAUCCUCUGGUGAUGGCCUGACAGAGAGAGAGAGAAAAGAAAACGGAUUAUACUGGAGAGGAAAGAGAGAGAGAGUGUGUGUGUGUGUAAUAGAACAGUCUUGUAUAGUGUAGACCAAAAUUCUGUACUGAGCCACACCUGGUCGUAUUGUGUUAGUCUUGGUCGGUGGGACUGAAAGGAACUUAUUCUGCAACACGCCUGCGCCGCAACUUCACUACAUUGCAAAGGCUCUAGUUGAAGUGACGUGGGUUUUCAAGGGUGUUUUUACGGUUCUAGUGACAGAUUAACAAGAUUUCUACAUUCCAAAGGCUCUAGUUGAAGUGACGUGGGUUUUCAAGGGUGUUUUUACGGUUCCAGUGACAGAUUAACAAGAUUUCUACAUUCCAAAGGCUCUAGUUGAAGUGACGCGGGUUUUCAAGGGUGUUUUUACGGUUCCAGUGACAGAUUAACAAGAUUUCUACAUUCCAAAGGCUCUAGUUGAAGUGACGCGGGUUUUCAAGGGUGUUUUUACGGUUCUAGUGACAGAUUAACAAGAUUUCUACAUUCCAAAGUCUUUAGUUGAAGUGAUGCGGGUUUUUAAGAAUAUUUUUACGGUUCCAGUGACAGAUUAACAAGAUUUCUACAUUCCAAAGGCUCUAGUUGAAGUGACGCGGGUUUUCAAGGGUGUUUUUACGGUUCCAGUGACAGAUUAACAAGAUUUCUACAUUCCAAAGGCUCUAGUUGAAGUGACGCGGGUUUUCAAAGGUGUUUUUACGGUUCUAGUGACAGAUUAACAAGAUUUCUACAUUCCAAAGGUUCUAGUUGAAGUGACGCGGGUUUUUAAGAAUGUUUUUACGGUUCUAGUGACAGAUUAACAAGAUUUCUACACUCCAAAGUCUCUAGUUGAAGUGACGCGGGUUUUCAAGGGUGUUUUUACGGCUCUAGUGACAGAUUAACAAGAUUUCUACAUUCCAAAGUCUUUAGUUGAAGUGAUGCGGGUUUUUAAGAAUAUUUUUACGGUUCCAGUGACAGAUUAACAAGAUUUCUACAUUCCAAAGGCUCUAGUUGAAGUGACGCGGGUUUUCAAGGGUGUUUUUACGGUUCUAGUGACAGAUUAACAAGAUUUCUACAUUCCAAAGGCUCUAGUUGAAGUGACGCGGGUUUUUAAGGGUGUUUUUAAGGUUCCAGUGACAGAUUAACAAGAUUUCUACAUUCCAAAGGCUCUAGUUGAAGUGACGCGGGUUUUUAAGAAUGUUUUUACGGUUCUAGUGACAGAUUAACAAGAUUCCAACAUUCCAAAUUUCUGAAGUGAAAUGGAUUUAAUAAUGAUGACAAUAAAAAAAAAAAAAAAAAAACUAAUCAAAUCAAACGUAAAAGAUUCAAUAACUGUGACAAAUAAUGAAGACUGACUGGAAAUAAUAAUAAUGAUAAUAAUAAUAAUAAUAAUAAUAAUAAUAAUAAUAAUAAUAAUAAUAACAGUGAACAACAGACAGGUACGCGAGGCCACACCAAAGGGUUAUACAACAGGUGAACUUUGCAGGUGAAAAUGAAAAAAAUAUGUAGGAACUUAGUAAAUGUUGUGAGAAUUUUUUUUUUAUUAACUUUUUUUCUCUUUUCCUCUGUGGUUCAUAUUGAAUCACUGUGUGUGUGUGUGUGUGUGUGUGUGUGUGUGUGUGUGUGUGUUGUCUAUCCCACCGCUGCCACCAAUGUUUGCCAGCGAAAUAGGUGUGUGUGUGUGUGUGUGUGUGUGUGUGUGUGUACGCUUAUGCCCCAUGUACGUACGUAUGCUUGAUACAUGCCAAAGUUAUACCAUAAAUGAAUAAUAAAUAAAAAAAAAUGAAUAAAAGUAUACCUAACUGUAGUCGUUAACUAAAAAAAAAUAUAUAAAUAAACAAA
Molecule: messenger RNA, 10823 nt
Organism: Scylla paramamosain (green mud crab)
Lineage: Eukaryota; Metazoa; Arthropoda; Malacostraca; Decapoda; Portunidae
Product: homeotic protein female sterile-like
Exons: 8
Coding region: 362-1477 (371 amino acids)
Source: RefSeq, a predicted model, not a curated record